CGGGAUUUGCGCCGCCAAGUCGACUGCGGAAUGGCCAGCGACAAGUACGCGAUGAACGCGACGCCGGCGGGAAGGUCGAGACCGAGAUGGCGGACGACAACAGCAUCAAGGUCUUUGGCUGGAUGCACAAGCAGGGCACGCGCGCCUUCAAAGGGCCCGUGGCCAAGAGCUGGCGCCGCCGCUUCUUCUGCCUCGAAGGCAACAAGAUCUACUACUUCCACGAGCCGGUCGAUGCGCGCAAGUACUUCAACUCGCGCAAGAGUGAGCUCUGCAUUGGCACGGUCGAUCUCCGUGGCGCGUUCAAGCUCGAGCAAAGUUCGCGCCUCGAUUUGCCGUCCAAGGGUAUCGAGAUCCACACCAAGCGCCGCGUGUGGCUCCUUUGCCCAGAGACUGACGCCGACUUCAACAUGUGGUUUGAUGCGCUCGAAGAGAUCAUCAUCACGGCCGGCAGUGGCAACGUCGUCGUGCGCCAGCUCCCCAACGUGCGCGAAUACGUCAUGAAGGGUCGCACGAGCUACCGCUUCUUUUACUUUUUGUUUCUGAUCACGGCCAUUGUCGAGCUCGCGGGUAUCAUCCUGUGGUUCCCGCUCGGUAUCGAGCCGUGCGACCUUCUCCACCGCAACGACACGUGCGUCAACAUCUUCAAGCGCUACUCGGCCGACAACCAGCCCGUCUGUGGCCCGAAGCCGUUCAAUGGCAUGUGGAACCCACCGCAGUGGUACUGGACGCAGGCCGGCAUGACCAACGUCCAGUGCUUCCGCGAGCCCGUCCUCGCGCACUGGGUCUCGUACUUUAUGUUUUACUUUGCCGAGUUCAUCUCGAUCUUGCUCGGCGCACUCUACUACCUCGGUAUGUGGAAGCCCGUGCGUCGCGGCGCGCAGUACCUCAGGGACUUCAACCCGCCGUUUCCGGCCGACAAGUGGCCGACGGUCGAUAUCCUGCUAUGCCAUUACGCCGAGCCGGCCGAAGACACGAUGGCGACGCUCGAUGCAAUCCUUAAGCUCGACUACCCGCCCGAGAAGCUCCACGUGUACAUUUGCGACGACGGCGCGUUCAAGACCAAGUUUACGCCGGGGAACCCGAUCCCCGAGGUCGUUGUCAACCAGGGCGUCAUCGAGAACGCGGGCGACGUGCGCUACGAACUCGCGCACUUUAUGUACGAGAAGGUGCUCGACCUCGACGGCGAUGGCCAAGGCAUUGGCUACACGCGUGCGGCCGAGAUGGAAGUCAACGAGUGGCGCCGGUCGCACACGACGGUCAAGCUCCCGACACCCGAGAACCCGCGCGUGUGCGAGCGCGUCGACUGCGCGAUCGGCUCGGAGCGCGACGACUACGACUACCGGUACGCGGGUCUGCCGCGUGUGACGUUUGUCGGCCGCGUCAAGCCGCCGACGCACCACUCGAAGGCCGGCAACAUCAACAACGUGCUCUACAACGAAAAGGCCUCGGGCAAGUACGCGAUCAUUCUCGACAACGACAUGAAGCCGCACCCGAUGUUUGUGCAAGCGACGCUGCCCUUCUUCUUUGACUCGCCGUCGUCGACCAAGACGUUUCGGUGCUCGGCGCCGGGCUGCUCGGAUAUUGCCAAGAUCUCGUGCACGCUCUGCGUCCAGGCCGGCGUGCCCGAAGCCAACAUUAGCUACUGCUCGAAAGAGUGCUUUGACGCGGCCAACCACGCCAAGUCGGACAUUCACCGCCGCCAAACGCGGUCGAGCCGCGCCAAGCGCACGCAGUGCUCGGGCUGCGGCGGCACCGUCAACCAAAAGACGGGCGAGUGCAAGAGCUGCCACAACAACUAUGGUCGGCGCAGCUCGAUCGGGACGGUCCAGAACAACCAAGUGAUGCUCGCGAUGGACGACCAGUACUCGGACGACGUGCGCAAGAACCAAGUCGGCUACGUGCAGACGCCCCAGUACUUUGAAGACUGCUUGCAGCUCCGUCUCGGCGACCCGUGCGGCCACCGCAACUCACGUUUUUCGAUUCGGCGCAGACGGGCAUGGACGGCUACGAGUGCGCUUCGUUUGCCGGCACGAACGCGAUCUUCCGCCGGUCGGCGCUCGACUCGGUGUCUGGGAUUGCGUACGGCUCGCUCACGGAAGACGCCUUCACGGGCAAGCUCAUGAUUGACAAGGGCUGGAAGGGUCUCUACUUCCGCAAGGAUUUCGAAGGCGAAGAAGGCGACCGCAUCCGAUUGGCCGAAGGCGCCGUGCCCGAGACGGUCGCGGCGAGUCUGGCGCAGCGCAAGCGCUGGGCGAAGGGCAACUUUCAAAUUUUCCUGCGCCGGAAAAAGUCGCUCGUGGACCCGACGUGGUCGCCGCCGACGGUCGAGCUCCCGCCGCCGCGCAAGGUCAACCGCUUCAUGCGCUGGGUCUUCUUCAUGAACCUCACCAUCUACCCGAUCGGGUCGUUCCCGGCGCUCUUCUUCUUUUACAUUACCGGGUACUUUCUGUACUCUGGCAAUGCGCCCAUCUACACGGCCGGGCUCCGCCUCCUCGUGGCGCUUGUGCCCAAGAUUGUCAUCCAGACGAUCCUCUCGGCCAUGAUGAACCGGACGGUCGACAACAACGACGUCAUGCGCAGCCAAGAGACGUGGUUCUCGUACGCCUUCGUGCACGUGGUCGCGGUCUUUGACGCGAUCUACUGGAAGAUCACGGACAAGGAGGCGGCGUGGGCCAACACUGGCGCGCUCGGCGGCAACUCGACGAUGGAGCUCCCGAACGUUCUCGUCUUUUUCUCGAUUGUCUUUGGUGUCAUCUGGAGCGUCGUCCGCUUCUUUGUCGGCUACAACAACGCCGAGACGACCCAUGGCACGCCGCUCGUCUUCGGCUCGCUCUUCCUCGGCAUCUUCACCGCGAGCCAGCUCGGCCCGAUGGUGCGCAUGUCGCUCCAGACGUACUUUGGCUGGAGCCACAAGAGUCUGACGGACCAAGGCAACGUCGUCGGCUCGUUUGGCCUCGCGAUUGUGCUCUCGAUCAUCUGCUUUUGGGUCUACAUUGAGACGCCGCACACCAACUUUUGGGGCUAAGAAGACAAUAUUGUUGUCUUGAGGUUGCAACAACACUUUAUACUUUCAUUGCA
Molecule: messenger RNA, 3078 nt
Organism: Saprolegnia parasitica CBS 223.65
Lineage: Eukaryota; Oomycota; Saprolegniomycetes; Saprolegniales; Saprolegniaceae
Exons: 5
Coding region: 87-2123 (678 amino acids)
Source: RefSeq, a predicted model, not a curated record